This is a messenger RNA of Mesorhabditis spiculigera, 228 nucleotides long. The record is from the annotation of a GenBank genome assembly. Lineage: Eukaryota; Metazoa; Nematoda; Chromadorea; Rhabditida; Rhabditidae.
AUGGCCGGAACUGCUGAUGCUGCUAAGAACGCCCUCUCCUCAAUCUUCGACAAGGCCAAGGAGGUCGUUGGCACCGCCGCCGAAACGACGAAAGGCUACGCCAGCCAAGCCCAACAGGCCAUCGGCAAGGUCAUUCCCGGCAUGAGCGUCGACCAAUCUGCUCAGGAUCCGUCUGCCGUCCAACCUGCGGCUCCCGGUACCGAGGGUGUCGCUCCGGCCGCUCCCCAG